Molecule: messenger RNA, 1515 nt
Organism: Poecilia latipinna (sailfin molly)
Lineage: Eukaryota; Metazoa; Chordata; Actinopteri; Cyprinodontiformes; Poeciliidae
Product: alpha-2,8-sialyltransferase 8F-like
Exons: 13
Coding region: 132-1346 (404 amino acids)
Biological process (GO): N-glycan processing; oligosaccharide metabolic process
Molecular function (GO): alpha-N-acetylneuraminate alpha-2,8-sialyltransferase activity
Source: RefSeq, a predicted model, not a curated record
CGCAGACAGAACCGAAGUGAGCGACCAGAAAGAUAGAUUCGAGCGGGAUAUCAGACAGUUUGUCAGUCAGAACACCACUGAGCGAGUAUUGAUCCCGCCAUAAGAGAGGGUACUAAGCAGGACAAGGAGGUAUGAAACGACCGCUUUUACGGUGUUUGGCUUCCCUCCUUUUGGGUAUCAUCCUGACUACUUUUAUCCACAUUAUACUUCACAAUAACAAGAAGCAGUCUUUUAGCUCUUGUCAAGUUGACAGUGACUGGGAUCUUUUCAGCAUACACCCUCAGCACCACCAUGCACAGAACAAAAUCACUGAUUCGUGUAAAAAAAGCAGGGAGAAAAACAAUAAACUAACAGAAGUUUGUUCUCAAGUCUGGAAAAAUGAUAUUCAAAUAAUCAACAACAAGAAAGAUCAGAAAAACAACCCCCAGCCUUGUCAAGACUGCAGGGAGAAAAUAGAAGAAAUGCUUACGAAUUACUCAAAACCGUGGGUUAAAAAUGAAGACAAGCAUGAAGAAAUCAGGACUUGGCUCAGCCUUAAGUGCAGUGGCCUGGAGAACGCCAUCAUAACCCAGAAAAACACUCCACUGGGAUCAAAGAUUGUCUACGAUGCUGAGAGGAGGCAUAAUGUCAAAGUGAACUCACUUAUGUUUGCCACAUUUGUCAAAAAGCAUCCGGUCUUUAAUAAAACGUUGCAUUCAUGUGCUGUUGUUGGGAACGGAGGAAUCCUGGCAAACAGCAAGUGUGGAAAAAAGAUUGAUUCAGCUGAAUUUGUGAUCAGGUGUAACCUGGCUCCUUUGUUAAACGGAUAUGAGGAACAUGUUGGGGUGAAAACAGAUAUUGUGACUGCAAAUCCAAGCAUUUUAACUUAUAGGUACGGCUCGCUUUUAGGCAGUCGACGCCGGUUUGUGGAGAGCCUUUGCCAAUAUGGUGACGCCAUGCUGCUGCUUCCUGCAUUCUCCUACGUCGUAAACACAGCAUUGUCUUUCCGGGCUCUGUACACCAUUGAGGACUUUGAAAUGCCCAUCCAGUCUGUUUUCAUGAACCCAGAUUACAUUGACAGACUGGCUGCUUUUUGGCGCUCUCACGGAUUGUUGGAAAACCGUCUCAGCACGGGUCUGAUGAUGGUCAGUCUGGUGCUGGAGCUGUGUGACAACGUGGAUCUGUAUGGAUUCUGGCCCUUCGGUCUCCACCCACACACCUUCAAAGACCUGACUCACCAUUAUUAUGACAACAAUGAAGCUAAGAAAUCUGUACAUGUUAUGUCGGAAGAGUUCCAAUUUUUGUUGCAGUUGCACAACCAGGGUGUCCUGAAGCUACACCUGGGGGAGUGCGAACCAGAGGAAUAGUGAUGAGUGUGUUCACCCUUGAACAUGAUUUCCUGCACAGUAGUAGACUGAAGACCGUCUCUGACCUUAAAAGUAUCAGAAAGGUGCGGCUCGCUCUUAGGACGUCGGCGCAGGUUUGCGGAGAGUCUGGUCCAAUAUGGCAAAGUCAUACUGCUGCUUCCUGGAUUCC